UGCACUUUGAUAACAGUCUAUGCUGAUAUAAAACCUAUGUAUAAAACCAGCAUUCUUUUAGCUGUGCACGGAGGACUCAACUGUCUCCACAAUGAGUCAGCUGAACUCGUCCUUUCAUCAGCGGCUGCAGGCAGCGUCAGAGAAGAUAUUGGGAGAGGUGGAGAAACACAAGUUAGCUUUAAACGGACCAAAAGAAGAGCACAACAGUCAGUGUUCAAAACUACACCAUCUGCGCCAGAUAUCAGAACCUCCACUGACUGGACAGGAAGUGCUGCAGGAGACCUCAAUACAAGCAGAGUCUAACCUGAGCACGGCUGAGGUCCCAGUCCUCUCUCAAACCAGUGCAGAUACAGACAACACAAAUGGGAACUACUGCUUGGCUCAGACAAACUUCAAAAUCAAAGAGGAGGAGGAGGAAGAGGAAAUCGGAAAUGACACUCCAGCACCUGAAGUCAUUUUACCUUCUCUUGAAGGUGUGAAAACUGAGCUUCAAGUGAAUUAUGAAUUGCAGCCAAUCUCUUCAGACUUCUCUGCAGCUGACAGUGACAGCAAUGACGGUGACGACGAGUGGCUUCAAAACAAAGAAGCGCGGACAAAGAAGAAGGGACGAAAAAGGAAUACUUUGCAAAAAGUGAAUUAUGAAUUGCAGCCAAUCUCUUCAGACUUCUCUCCAGCUGACAGUGACAGCAGUGACGAUGAUGAGGAGUGGCUUCAGAACAGAGGAGUGCAGACAAAGAAGAAGGGACCAAAAAGGAAAACUUUGCAAAAACAAAAUGGAAGCAUUAAGCAGAAGGACGCAGCAGUGUUGCCUGAUUGUCUUAUAUGUGGAAAGAAUUUCCAGCACAUCGGCCCCUUAAUUAAGCACAUUGAAGAACACAGGGAGACGAGUGAAUCUACGAAUAAGCUUUUAAGGCAUUUGCAUAGUGCUCAAAACCAACGGCUAAUUUGUGAUAUUUGUGGCAAGAAGUUCACCAACACUGGGUGUGUUCAAUUACAUUCAAAAAUACACACAGGGACUAAAGACUUUAAAUGUCGAGACUGUGGGAAAACCUUUGUCCAAAAAGUGCAAAUGAUUGUGCACAUGAGGAUCCACACAGGGGAGAAGCCAUAUCAAUGUGAUCUGUGUGGAAAAGCAUUCAAUCAGAGACACAGCCUCAUUGUUCAUAAACGAACACAUACAGGGGACAGACCUUAUUCCUGUACGACAUGUGGGAAACGGUUUUAUACCCUUGGUCAUCUCAAAGCGCACAUGCAGCGUUUUUACGGGACAAAACCCGUCAUCUCGUAAAAAUGUUCAUAAAACGUUUUGCCAAAGCCGGCAGCUGAUUCGACAGAAGAGUGCACACCCAGCAGAGCGCACAGACUAACUUUCUUCAUGUGUGGAGCCUAAAUGCACCACCAUUUUUCCUCAAACUGUUUAUAUAACAUGGCUGUCAAUAUUUGUUCCAUAAAAAAUGUAUCCAGU
Trematomus bernacchii (emerald rockcod) is the source of this 1465-nucleotide messenger RNA. Its product is annotated as zinc finger protein 32-like. Gene Ontology annotation, molecular function: RNA polymerase II cis-regulatory region sequence-specific DNA binding; DNA-binding transcription factor activity. The record is from RefSeq and is a predicted model, not a curated record. Lineage: Eukaryota; Metazoa; Chordata; Actinopteri; Perciformes; Nototheniidae. Gene Ontology annotation, biological process: regulation of transcription by RNA polymerase II. The transcript has 2 exons. The coding region runs from base 92 to 1288 and encodes 398 amino acids.